AAACUAUUGAAAAUCUAUGAUUGCCUAGUUAGGAAAUUCACUCUUGAAGACUUACCAAUUGUUACAUCUACCACCUUACUAACGCAGGAAUCAGGAAAACUACUUUUUCGAUUCCUGCUAUGUUUUGUUUUAUAAGGAAAAAGGAAAGGUCCUUAGCUUUUGUAAGUAAUGGCUGGGUAGCUAUAUUCCAAAAACCGCUCAACGGUACUUCAGAAGCUUUGAUCACUUUGAGUGUUAUUUCACAUGAAGAGUUUCAAGAAUUGAGCGACUUUGAACCUUUGUAUGGAGAAAAGCCAAUCCAUGGCAUAUUAGGAACGUUUUAUUACUCGUUUGGAAACGGUAAUGGUAGCGUUUUCAUAUGUGUUGUUCGAUCAGCAAAGCUAGUACUCCAAAUGGGAAUGAAAGAGCCAACUUUCCAGAUACAGUCUGUUGAUUUUGUUUCUUUGGAUCACGACGUUUGGGACGAUAGCAUUGUCAACGGUGACUCAGACAGAACGUAUGAAUUAUACUCUUCGUCUAUCCAAGACCAUCCUAAUCCAACUUUGGGGGAUCGAACGAUUCUAAGCUCUACAAAGGUCAUUGAAUAUCAUCCACUAGCUAGUCUAAGUGAACUGCUUACAGAUGGUACUUUUUAUGCAUCGCCUGACAUUUCCUGUUUUACGAGAGUAGACUCAGACACACCAAGUUCAUCCUGGGAGAUUUAUUGCUGGAAUCGAUUCAUGAUUCGAGAAGUUGCUACGCAUUUUGAGGAGGCUCAGAUUGGGGACAAACUGCCCUCAUUAUUAUUACGUUGCUUUCGUGGCUAUGUCGAGUCCUAUGAUAACAGCUUUUACUCAAUGGCCAUUAUAUCAAAACUCAGUAGUUAUGGCUCUCAACAAACGUAUCCUCCGUCUGGUCUGGAUGAUGAUGCUUUUUGUUCUCUAUUUGUGGAAACUGAGUUUGUCGUCCAGGCGAAAAAAAAAUUAGCUAGCUUUUUGCAGGUUCGCGGAACCGUUCCUUGUUUUUGGGAGCAAGAAUAUUCUUCUUGGUAUGGAGGCUACGUGUCAUUCACAACGUCCGAGCAGGCAAGCCAAGGUGCUUUUAACCGUCACUUCCGUAAACUACAAAGAAUUUACAAAGAAAUUUUCGUUUUGGAUCUCUUAGAUGAAGGUAAAGUGGAAGGUCCAUUAAAACAAGCUUACAAGCAUCAUUUAAUGCUACUUCCUUUCCCAGCUGUUACGAAGCAAUUUCAUAUUGCAUUGGAUGCAAAUAAAUCAAAUUUUGAGACUGGUUUUAAGAAAAUAAUGCGUGAUGCACUCAAAGACAUGUCAUUUUACCUUCAUAACUAUGAAUCAGAUCUUCCCUCCUCAGUUCAAAAUGGUGUAAUUCGCACAAAUGAUAUAGAUUGCCUUGGGCGAACAAACCUGGCUCAAUGGAAAAUUUCAGAAAUAACGUUAAAAGAUAUGUUCAACUCCAUAAAGGCAGAUCUUUCCGAAAAAAUUCGUGAAAUACAUGGUCAGCUUUGGUCCAACAAUGGGGAUGCUAUUGCCAAAUUGGUGACUGGAGUUGGAUCCAUCGGUUCAAGUAUUUCUAGAAGAGGGUAUUCUUCUCUCGCCGGUUCCUUAAGUGAUUUGACAAAGUCAUUUGGUCGAAUGUACCUCGGUAGAUUCCCGGAUGAGGAAACUCAGAAUACUAUGUUAUACCUCCUCGGUGCCUUCUUAGGACAGAGAUCGGUUUUAAUUGCUGAUUCAAUGUCUACUUAUGUUCAAGGGGUUUUACAUCAGCGUCACGAUGAAUAUGUUACUCACAAUGAAUGUUCGCUGUACACCACGACUUUUAAUACAAACGGAAAAGUUCCUUCUAUGGAAGAUUUCAAGAAGUGGCUUUUUCCAUACGGUGAACAUACUCCAGUAUAUGAUUUGUAUGUUUUAGGUAUUCAAGAAUUGGUUAACUUAAAUAUUGGUCAUCUUGUGAAUACAAGCUCUCAAAGGAUGAAACUUUGGGAAGAAAAAAUCUUGCAAACAGUGAACUCCAAUAUUCAAAACAUUAAAUAUGUCCUGAUUAGCUCUGCUCAAAUGACUGGUGUUUUUCUUACUAUAUUUGUUCGGGAAGACAAGCUAAAUGCCAUCUCAAAAGUAUCGAAAGCUACCCGAAAAACAGGUUUUGGAGGAUUUACAGCAAAUAAAGGAGCGGUGGCUAUAGAAUUAAACUUUUUUGAUACGGACAUGUGUUUUAUAUCUUCCCAUUUUGCACCAAAGACUAACAAUGUUAUGGAGCGUAAUAUGGAAUAUGCAUCAAUAGUGGAUGGACUAGUAUUUUCGUCUGGCAUGAAAAUCUACGAUCACAGCAAUAUUAUUUGGCUGGGUGACUUUAAUUAUCGCAUUGACGCAGAUAACGACGAUGUUCGAAAACUAAUUGAAGUUGGUGAUUUGAGUAAGCUAUAUUCGUUUGAUCAGCUACGGAAAGAAAUGGAUGCAAAACGUGUUUUUCUAAACCUCACUGAAAGUCAGCUUACUUUCUAUCCAUCCUACAAGUUUGACAAUGGCACUGAUGAUUAUGACACAUCGGAAAAACAGCGGGUUCCAUCGUGGACCGAUAGAAUUCUGUCAACCAAAAAUAACAUUAGAACAGCGUACACGUCGAUUAAUGUUCGUUGUUCUGAUCAUCGUCCUGUUAUAUCAACAUUUAUACUACACAAUAGUAGAACCGAUAAAGACAAAGAAGCUGAAAUCAUUAAAGAAGCUAGGAACGCCUAUAUUACGAGUAAACAUUCAUGAUGUCUUAAUCCCGAUCUUUAUGUUUAUAUUUAUUUAUGUUAAAAUUUUUGUUAAGGAAUAAUAGCUUAUAAUAGUUUAGUUGAAUAGAAACAAGCAAGAACAAAUGACAAGACUAACCAAGUGGAAGUGUACUUCAAAAUUAAAGAACUAUAAUAUAGACACUAAGUAAUUAACAAAUAAAAUU
Messenger RNA from Schizosaccharomyces cryophilus OY26, 2940 nucleotides. RefSeq names its product inositol-polyphosphate 5-phosphatase. NCBI's taxonomy places the organism in Eukaryota, Fungi, Ascomycota, Schizosaccharomycetes, Schizosaccharomycetales, Schizosaccharomycetaceae. Gene Ontology annotation, molecular function: phosphatidylinositol-3,5-bisphosphate 5-phosphatase activity; phosphatidylinositol-4,5-bisphosphate 5-phosphatase activity. Gene Ontology annotation, cellular component: membrane; cytoplasm. Gene Ontology annotation, biological process: phosphatidylinositol dephosphorylation. Bases 120 to 2756 code for a protein of 878 amino acids. The transcript is spliced from 4 exons. The record is from RefSeq and is a predicted model, not a curated record.